Papilio xuthus (Asian swallowtail) is the source of this 2089-nucleotide messenger RNA. RefSeq names its product queuine tRNA-ribosyltransferase subunit QTRTD1 homolog. The transcript has 7 exons. Lineage: Eukaryota; Metazoa; Arthropoda; Insecta; Lepidoptera; Papilionidae. Bases 96 to 1388 code for a protein of 430 amino acids. The record is from RefSeq and is a predicted model, not a curated record.
CUGACUGCUGUGAUUUAUUUAGGUUAUUUGAAUUUGAAGCGCGGGUACAAAUAAAACAAAUCAUAAUUUUAACUAAUUCUGAAAAAUCUUCCAAAAUGAGAUUCAUCAUAAAAAACUCAAGCACUGGCUGUGAACGUGUGGGCAUGUUGACGGAGUUCCUUAAAAUGACUUCAGCUGUGAUAGAAACUCCUACAGCUACUUUACUUACUCAGGGUGGCAGUGUUGUGCAUUUAACGGCAGAAGUACUCUCCAAAGUGUGUCCCAAUCCACAUUUGUUGUGGGUGCCUCUAUCCAAUUCUGUACAUUUAGAGCAUGGCUUGAAAGCACAGGGUGAAGGUGUAGCUAAGUUUGCGGGAUUACAAGAUCAUUUCACUUGUGUCACUUUACAAAAUAUGAAUGAAACAACACCAUCGGGACAUUUUGAGAAUGAUAGGGUACCUCUGUGGACAAAACAUGGAAAGAAAAUGUUAACAGCUGACAGAUAUAUGGAUCUAAUGGAAGUGUUCAAACCAGACAUAAUUUUAGCGAUUGCAGAUGGUCGUACAUCACUCGCUGAGGGCUCCAAAAGAAUAUUGAAAUCCAUUGAAAGAACUGGCAAUAUGUUGGAUUUAUGUGUGAAGAGAUAUAAAGAAUCCAAAGAACUGCAAAGCAGUUGUCUUGUAGGUGUUGUAGUUGGUGGGGGAAUACCAAAGAAAUGUGAUAUAAGUAUAGAACAUAUUCUGAAAUAUAAAGAUGUUCUCGGUGGAGUAGCCAUUUCCGGCCUGACAGAUGGAAGUGAAGAAUUUUCAAUGGACCAUUUACAACCAUUGGGCGAAAUAUUUAAGAGGGUUGGGGAUGCUAUUCCCAAAGAGCUAUUGCAUGUUGUUGAAGGAUGUUGGAAUCCUGCUGUGAUACUGACCGCUGUGGAAUGUGGCUGGGAUUUGUUUGACGGUUCAUAUGCUGUUAAACUGACAAACUUAGGUCAAGCUUUGACACUUAAUUUUGAUGUGACAAAGGAUAUUGACAAUCCUUAUUUGCUUGACCUUAUUGAUGAACGUUACAAAGACCAAUUUGUUCCAAUACUGGAUGGCUGUGAAUGUCUUGCCUGUAAGAAACACACGCGCGCGUAUAUCCGUCAUCUUCUUAACACAAGGGAAAUGUUGGCAUCCGUGUUGUUAAGCAUACAUAAUUUGCAUCAUUUCGACCAGAUGUUCUACCACGCGCGUCAACACAUUGUUUCCAACACGUUUAAUGUGUACAAGGCACAUAUUAUUAAACAGUACGAAUCAUACAAGAAUGUACAAAAGUCUGAGUCUACUGACUCAGACAACCAAACACCUCAAAUCAAGAAAUCGAGAGUAAAUAAAGAAGUAAGCGAUACAUAUACAAAUAGUAAUUAUAGUACUUAACAGUUGUAACUGGUUUUAUGUAAACUUUGAAAGCAACAGUGCAAAAUAAUUUGUAUCUGUAGAAGUAACAUUUUUAAUGUUAAAAUGAUACAAAAGUACACUGAAAAUUAUGUUUAAAAAAUAGCACUUUUUCAAAUGUAAUUUGAAAUUGAACUUCAACAUAAGAAUUUAAGUAUGACGCAUUUUUUUGGGAGCUAGAGGUCGUAUGCUUUUGUUGUCCACUAAACAGAAUUGACGACAAUUCGGUGAUCUUUUUUUUUUAAACAAGGGAAUGUUAAAAAUAAUAUUUUCUAAACAUACUGGGUCACGGUAAAGUGACAUGUUUCCAAUAUACUAAAAUAAUUAUCUUGAGUGCAAACUAUUACAUAACUCCAAAUAGUGUGUCUUUUCUUUAAGAGAUAUACUUGACUGUAUAAAAGUACAAUAAAAAAUGGUAUUUAGUAUUAUUGCAACAUUUCCAAAGUUUUUUUUUCUUUAAAAGAAAUAAAAAUGUUGACAUUAGGCAUUUUUGACUAUUAAGUAGUGUAGUAGCAAAUUUCAAGCUUUUUAGUUAGUUGUAAGUAAUUAGUUAAUUGUACUACAAUGUUUCUUUUUGUAUAUUGUGUACUUUAGAUAUAAGAUUAAUUCAGUGAUAAAACAUCCUACUUACGUAUGCUUUUUUUUAGUUAUAAAUUGUUAGUUUUGUUAUCCAAUUAGGACCA